Liolophura sinensis is the source of this 27700-nucleotide messenger RNA. Its product is annotated as titin-like. The transcript is spliced from 95 exons. NCBI's taxonomy places the organism in Eukaryota, Metazoa, Mollusca, Polyplacophora, Chitonida, Chitonidae. The coding region runs from base 1 to 26496 and encodes 8831 amino acids. Gene Ontology annotation, molecular function: protein binding. The record is from RefSeq and is a predicted model, not a curated record.
AUGUCGACGGAAUUCCAGAAGGAAGGUCCCGAGGAAGAAGACAUUGACUGGGGCAAAUUACGCCAUGUGGAACAAGAGGAAGAAGAAGUUCCACAAACCAAGGACACAAAAGAAGUUCAAGACAUAACUUCAGAGUUCACGGCUGUGGACUUACCAGAAAGAACUACAGAUGAGGUUGAUUAUGAAAUGAGCCAGUUUGACAUAGACUUCCAGCGCAGCGAGCGUCACGACAUGGCGACAUUAGAGAAGGAACAGCCAGAAGAGGAGAUAACCCGGGAAGUGUCCGAGGAUGUCUCGGCUCGCUAUGACUAUGCUCCGAAGACAAAGGAUUUGGAAGAAGCUGAGGAACACACACUCAAAAUUCCUAAAGCACAGUGGAAGUGGCUCGUACCUCUUGAAGACAUGCACGUAAAGGAGAAAGAAGCCGCCAAAUUUGAGUGCGAAUUCUCCAUCACUGAUGUCAAUGUCACCUGGAAGGUCAAGGAAGAAGAGAUUGAAGCCAGUCCGAAGUACGCCAUUGUUGCUGACGGCAAGCACCAUACGCUUGUCAUCAGUAAGACCAAACCUGAAGACGAAGGGCCUGUGUCGUGUAGCUUCAACGACAUCACAACAGAAGCGCGGCUCACUGUUAGAGAACUGACAAGAGAGUUCACCUCAAGACUUGAGGACACCAAAGCCGUCGUCAAUGGCGAUGUGGUCUUUAAAUGCCAGACAACGGUAGAAGACGAAACUGUGGACUGGUACCUUGACGGCAGGAAACUGGAGGGCGACAACAAAUAUGAAAUGACAUCAGUUGGUGCCGAACACACCCUGACUAUUCACGAUGUUCAGCAGGCAGAUGGCGGCACCGUUACUGUCUGCUACGGCGAUGACGAAUCAUCAGCAAAACUGGAAGUUGAAGAUGUGGAAGCGGAAUUUACAAUUUACCUGAAGGAUGUUACAGCCAAAGAGGGCACUGUCGCUGUAUUCGAAUGUGAGCUGACAAUUGACGUCGAUAAAGACAAAGUCCGUUGGUUCCUUAAUGAUGUAGAACUCACGCAAGACCAGAAAUUCGAAUUCCUGGCAGACGGACCCUCCCAGAAACUUGUCAUCAAAGAUGUCGCUGUCACAGAUGCUGGAAAAGUCACCAUCCAGAUCGGGGAUCGUAUGUCCACAGCUAACUUCAUCGUGGAAGAAAUCCCUGCCGAAUUUACCAUCCCGCUGAAAGACAUGACGGUGGUUGAAAAGUCUACAGUUGAGUUUGAAAUCGAGCUCAGUAAAGACGUUCCGCCUGGCGACGUACACUGGUUCGCCGCGGACUUCGAGCUUCAGCCAGACGCCAGGAUUCAGAUGAUUUCCAACGGCAAGAAACACAAACUGAUAAUCAACGACGUAACGUUGGACGACGCGUCCACGAUCACUGUCAAGGUCGGCGACCAAACAACAUCGGCUGAGCUGACGGUGGAAAAACUACCAGCCGAGUUCAUUCUGGGGCUUUCCGACGUCACUGCCAAGGAAAACACCAUUGCGGAGUUCGUCUGCAAACUUUCGGAAGAUGUGGAUUCUGUGCAGUGGUUUGUUGGCGAAGAAGAAGUUGUACCUGAUGAUAAAUAUGAGAUCAUUACUGACGGACCCGUCCACAAACUCCUCAUUAGAGAAGUUUCAGUCCUGGAUGAAGGUCCAGUGACUGUCAGAGUGGAUGAUGCUACUACAACAGCGACACUCUUUGUCCAGGAAUUACCUCCAAAAUUCAUUAAGCCUCUCACAGACAUGACUGUCCAGGAAGGCGAUAAGGCAGAAUUUGUGUGCGAGGUGUCGAAAGAAGGCGCCACCGUCAAGUGGUUCCUGGAUGGUCAGGAAAUCCUUCCUGAUGAUCGUUACCACAUCCUGAGUGACGGACGGACGCACAGACUCGUCAUCGAUGACGCCCUUCUCCCCGACUCUGGAGAUAUUACGGCUCGUGUGGAAGACGAGCAAACAACCGCGACUUUAACGGUGGAAGAGUUGGGAGCAACUUUCGUCAUAGGCCUUUCAGAUAAGGAAGUCUACGAGGAAAGUGACUUUUCAUUAGAAGUCACUCUCUCUAAGCCCCAGGCUGAAGUUUCCUGGCUCCUCGAUGAUUUCGAAAUUAAGCCUAGUGAUAAAUACGAAUUCACUGCUCAAGACACGCAACGUCAGCUUUCUGUCCACAACGUAACCCUUGACGACGAAGGGGAUUACACGUGUCUCCUUGGAGACCAAUCCACAACGGCUUUCGUGGCUGUCCUUGAAACCAGCGUGGAAUUCAUGGCCGAGCUGGAAGAGACGCGCGUUGAAGAGCACAAGAUGGCUUUCUUUAGCUGCGAAGUCAACAAAGAGAACGUCUCGGUGAAAUGGUACAAGAACGGUCGUCUGAUCGCUCCAAGCGAGAAACACCAGCUGAUUGACGAGGGUAGGAAACACACCUUGAUAAUCAACGAUGCAGAGAAGACUGAUGCUACAGAGUAUUCCGUCGUGGUAGGCGACAAGAAGAGUUCUGCCAAGCUCUACCUCGAUGAGGCUCCGUUGGAGUUUACAAUACCCCUGCGCCAGAUCACGUGUAUGGAAGGAGAAACCGUGGAAAUGGUAUGUGAGGUCAGCGAAGACAACCAGCCCGCCACCUGGCUGAUAAACGGCAAAGAAAUCGCUCCCAGUGACGACAUCUCCAUUAAAGUGGACGGCAAGCGUCACGUCCUGACCAUUUAUCACGCCAAACCAGACGACCAGGCAGUGUACACUGUGAAAAUCGGUGACAAGGAAAGCUCUGCUGAUCUCACUGUAAAAGAGCUUCCAGUGAAAUUUACUAAACUUCUAACCGAUAUUGAGGUGUAUGAAAAGAGCUCUUUCACGCUGGAGGUGACAUUGUCACGACCGGAUGCCGAUGUGAUAUGGCUUCUAGAUGGGCACAAAAUUGAACCCAGUAGCAAAUUUGAGUUUGUUAUCAAUGACACGGAGCGCCAUCUAGUGGUCAAAGAUGUCACCCUUGAUGACGAAGGCGAAUAUUCUUGCGUGAUUGGAGAUAACAAGACAUCCUCCUAUGUCAUUGUUCAUGAAGCUCCAGUGGAAUUCACCGUUCCACUCAAAGACCAAGACACCAAAGAGGGGCAAUCAGUGAGUUUGGAAUGUACCAUCAACAAACCGGACGUCCAGUCAAAAUGGCUGAAGAACGGAGAGGAGCUUGUUCCCAGCGAUCGCUACGACAUCGUGACAGAUGGCACGCGCCAGGUUUUGACUAUCCCAGAAACCUCAGUGGACGACCAAGCCGAGUACACCGUCGUCAUUGGUGACAAAUCCUCAACAGCCAAUCUACGUGUAGAAGAAAUAACAGCUGAGUUUACAGUCGGUUUGAGAGACAAAGACACUGGAGUUACCACAGAGAGUUCUUUUACUCUGGAGGUACAAACCUCCAAACCUGACGCUGAUGCAACAUGGUUGUUUGAAGACAUCACGCUCACGCAAAGCGAGAAAUACGAGUUUGUCGUCAAAGACACGCAGCGCCAGCUGGUGGUGAAAGACGUAACCCUUGAAGACGAGGGAGAGUACUCUUGUGUGAUUGGAGAAAAUAAAACAUCGUCUUAUGUUGUCGUACAUGAAGCACCAGUGGAAUUCACUGUUCCUCUGCAAGACAAAGAAGCAUCCGAGGGCGAAUCCGUCUCUCUGGAAUGUACCAUCAAUCGACCCAAUAUGCCAGCCAAGUGGCUGAGGAAUGGGGAAGAAAUCUCACCUGAAGAUGGUUACAAGAUCAUGGUGGAUGGGAAACAACACAAACUGGUGAUUCCAGAUGUCACACUAGACCACGAGGCUGAGUACACUGUUGUCAUUGACGACAAGACCUCUUCAGCCAAUCUCACAGUAGAAGAGAUUUCUGCCACUUUUACCAUUGGACUCAAAGACAUUGAAGUCACAGAAAAUAGUUCCUUCACGCUAGAAGUUGAGCUCUCACAUCCUAAAGCCGACGUCACGUGGUUGAUGGACGACGUUGAACUCGAACAAAACGAGAAAUAUGAGUUCGUGAUCAAUGACUUGCAACGCCAGCUGUUGGUCAAUGACGUCACUCUUGACGACGAAGGGGAAUAUACUUGUAUCGUUGGAGAUGACGAAACAUCGGCUUAUGUGGUGGUUAAUGAAGAACCCAUUGAAUUCUCCAUACCACUCAAAGACGUGGACGCCACAGAGGGCGAGCCCGUAACGUUUGAGUGUACCAUCAAUAAAGACCGUGAAGCCACCUGGAUGAAAGAUGGCGAGGAGAUCACGCGAGAACGAGGUUAUGACAUCCGCCGGAUUGGCCGACGCCACCUGUACACCAUCCCAGAAGUCUCACCGGAAGACGAGGGCGAGUACAGCGUCGUGUUCGGUCGUCAGAGCUCAACAGCUAAGCUAUCGGUGGAAGAAUCCCCUGUGGAGUUUACCGUUCCUUUGAAUGACGCGGAAACUUCUGUUGGAGAAUCCGUUACCCUGGAAUGUACACUAAACAAGGAAGAUCUCCCAGCGAAAUGGCUGAAAAACGGUGAAGAGAUUUCACCUGAGGAUGGUUACGAGAUCAUUGUCGAUGGCACAGAGCACAAACUCGUGAUUCCUGAAGCGACACAAGAUCACGAGGCGGAAUAUACCAUUGUCAUUGGCGACAAGAGCUCUUCUGCUAAUCUCAGAGUUGAAGAAAUAUUUGUCAGCUUCACUGUUGGUCUGAAUGACAUGGAGGUUUACGAAAACUCUCCCUUCACGCUGGAAGUUCAGUUGUCCAUUCCCAAUGCUGAUGUCACCUGGCUUUUGGACGAAAUCGAACUUCAGCCGAGCGAGAAAUACGAGUUUGUUGUCAAGGACACGCAGCGCCGGCUGGUGGUGAAAGACGUAACCCUUGACGACGAGGGAGAGUACACUUGUGUGGUUGGCAAGAACAAAACAACCUCCUAUGUUAUUGUCCAUGAAGAACCAGUGGAAUUCACCGUACCUUUGAAAGACACCGGUGCCAAAGAAGGAGAGUCUGUCUCUCUAGAAUGUACACUCAGUCGACCCAACAUGCCGGCAAAAUGGCUGAAGGACGGAGAAGAAAUUUCACCCGAAGAUGGGUACGAAAUCGUGGUUGACGGAAAACAACACAAACUAGUGAUCCCUGAUGUGACGCCAGAUCAUGAGGCCGAAUACACCAUUACUGUAGGCGACAAGAGCUCUUCUGCCAAUCUCAGGGUUGAAGAAAUAUUUGUCAGCUUUACUGUCGGCUUGGACAACAUGGAGGUUUACGAAAACUCUCCCUUCACGCUGGAAGUUCAGUUGUCCUUACCCAAUGCUGAUGUCACCUGGCUUUUGGACGAAAUCGAACUUCAGCCGAGCGAGAAAUACGAGUUUAUUGUCAAGGACACGCAGCGCCAGCUGGUGGUGAAAGACGUAACCCUUGACGACGAGGGAGAGUACUCUUGUGUGGUUGGCAAGAACAAAACAACCUCCUAUGUUAUUGUCCAUGAAGAACCAGUGGAAUUCACCGUACCUUUGAAAGACACCGGUGCCAAAGAAGGAGAGUCUGUCUCUCUAGAAUGUACACUCAGUCGACCCAACAUGCCGGCAAAAUGGCUGAAGGACGGAGAAGAAAUUUCACCCGAAGAUGGGUACAAAAUCGUGGUUGACGGAAAACAACACAAACUAGUGAUCCCUGAUGUGACGCCAGAUCAUGAGGCCGAAUACACCAUUACCGUAGGCGACAAGAGCUCUUCUGCCAAUCUCAGGGUUGAAGAAAUAUUUGUCAGCUUUACUGUCGGCUUGGACAAUAUGGAGGUUUACGAAAACUCUCCCUUCACGCUGGAAGUUCAGUUGUCCUUACCCAAUGCUGAUGUCACCUGGCUUUUGGACGAAAUCGAACUUCAGCCGAGCGAGAAAUACGAGUUUGUUGUCAAGGAUACACAGCGCCAGCUGGUGGUGAAAGACGUCACCCUUGACGACGAGGGAGAAUACUCUUGUGUGGUUGGCAAGAAUAAAACAACCUCCUAUGUUAUUGUCCAUGAAGAACCAGUUGAAUUCACCGUUCCUCUGGAGGAUACUUCAGCCACAGAGGGUGAAUCCGUGUCCUUGGAAUGUGUCAUCAACCGUGACAACGUCCCAUCAAAAUGGCUGAAGAACGGUGAAGAGAUUUCGCCCGAAGACAACUGUGACAUAAAAACAGAUGGCAAACGUCACAUAUGUGUAAUCCCAGAAGCCUCUGUUGAUGACGAGGGCGAAUACUCCGUUGUCAUUGGCGACAAAUCCACUUCCGCCAAACUGAAUGUAGAAGAAUUACCUCCAACACUCACAAAAGGUUUACACGAUAUUGAGGUGGCGGCUAAGAGUCCCUUUGAACUCUUUGUUGAGGUCUCAAAACCUCAAGCCGAAGUCACGUGGUAUGUUGACGAUGCCAAAAUUGAACCUAACGAGAAAUAUGAAAUUCAGACUAACGGGAAAGAGCGCCGCUUGGUGAUCAAUGAGGCCUUUGCUGACGAUGAGGGAGAAUACUCUUGCACUGUAGGAGACGACGAGACAUCUUGUUACGUCGUAGUACAUGAAGCCAGUGUGAAAAUCAUUAAAGGCCUGAAAAACAUCUUCUGCAAAGAAGGCGACUACGCCGUGUUUGAGUGCGUCCUAUCGUCUGACAAUGUCCGUGUCACCUGGCUGAAGGAUGGUGUGGAGCUAACACCAGAUGAUGACUAUGAGUUCGAAUCUGAGAAGAAGCGCCACCUGUUGAUCAUACCGGAAGCGGCCCCCGAUCACCAUGGUGAAUACACGAUUAUCGUGGGAGAGAAGUCUUCCUCCGCUCUUCUCGAUGUAGAAGAACUACCCGCAGAUUUCUCGGUAUUCCUGAGAGAAGCGACAACGCGAGAAGGCGAGCCAGUAUCGUUUGAAUGCGAGCUGACAAAACCUAACGUGCCAGUGACAUGGCUGAAGAACAAGCGACCUUUGAAACCGAGCAAGCGUGUGAGGAUGAUCUCGGAAAGGUUCCGUCAUCGAUUAGAAAUCAUGGAUACAAUUCCCGAGGACGAAGGCGAAUACACGGUGAUCCUGCCAGACAACCGCUCCACAUCGGCCAUGCUCUCUGUCACAGAAUCUCCUGCCGUGUUCACAAAGCCUCUAGAAGAUACCUCUGCCGAGGAGAGUACCAAGGUAGUCUGGACCUGUGAGAUGUCCAAACCCAAUGUCAAGGUCACCUGGUUGAAGGACGGAGAACCAAUCACAGCGGACGCUCGUCUUCAGCCCGUGACUGACAGCUACAUCCAGCAGCUGAUCCUAGACGAGGUGACACUGAAGGAUGCUGGGAAGUACAGCUGUGUUGCUGGUGACGUGUCAACGUCCGCCACGCUCACAGUUCAAGAAUCACCCGCCAAGUUCACAAAGCCUCUAGAAGAUACAUCUGCCGAGGAGAGUACCCAGGUCGUCUUGACCUGUGAGAUGUCCAAACCCAAUGUCAAGGUCACCUGGUUGAAGGACGGAGAACCAAUCACAGCGGACGCUCGUCUUCAGCCUGUGACUGACAGCUACAUCCAGCAGCUGAUCCUGGACGAGGUGACACUGAAGGAUGCUGGAAAGUACAGCUGUGUUGCUGGUGACGUGUCAACGUCCGCCACGCUCACAGUUCAAGAAUCACCCGCCGAGUUCACAAAGCCUCUAGAAGAUACCUCUGCCGAGGAGAGUACCCAGGUCGUCUUGACCUGUGAGAUGUCCAAACCCAAUGUCAAGGUCACCUGGUUGAAGGACGGAGAACCAAUCACAGCGGACGCUCGUCUUCAGCCCGUGACUGACAGCUACAUCCAGCAGCUGAUCCUGGACGAGGUGACACUGAAGGAUGCUGGAAAGUACAGCUGUGUUGCUGGUGACGUGUCAAUGUCUGCCACGCUCACAGUUCAAGAAUCACCCGCCGAGUUCACAAAGCCUCUAGAAGAUACCUCUGCCAAGGAGAGUACCCAGGUCGUCUUGACCUGUGAGAUGUCCAAACCCAAUGUCAAGGUCACCUGGUUGAAGGACGGAGAACCAAUCACAGCGGACGCUCGUCUUCAGCCCGUGACUGACAGCUACAUCCAGCAGCUGAUCCUGGACGAGGUGACACUGAAGGAUGCUGGGAAGUACAGCUGUGUGGCUGGUGAUGUGUCAACGUCCGCUACACUCACAGUUCAAGAAUCACCCGCCGAGUUCACAAAGCCUCUAGAAGAUACCUCUGCCGAGGAGAGUACCCAGGUCGUCUUGACCUGUGAGAUGUCCAAACCCAAUGUCAAGGUCGCCUGGUUGAAGGACGGAGAACCAAUCACAGCGGACGCUCGUCUUCAGCCCGUGACUGACAGCUACAUCCAGCAGCUGAUCCUGGACGAGGUGACACUGAAGGAUGCUGGGAAGUACAGCUGUGUGGCUGGUGAUGUGUCAACGUCUGCCACGCUCACAGUUCAAGAAUCUCCCGCCGAGUUCACAAAGCCUCUAGAAGAUACCUCUGCCGAGGAGAGUACCCAGGUCGUCAUGACCUGUGAGAUGUCCAAACCCAAUGUCAUGGUCACCUGGUUGAAGGACGGAGAACCAAUCACAGCGGACGCUCGUCUUCAGCCCGUAACUGACAGCUACAUCCAGCAGCUGAUCCUGGACGAGGUGACACUGAAGGAUGCUGGGAAGUACAGCUGUGUUGCUGGUGACGUGUCGACGUCUGCCACGCUCACAGUUCAAGAACCAGAUCUGGACUUCGUGAAGCCUCUCUCUGACCAGACAGUUUCAGAACACUUUGACGUGUGUCUGGAGUGCGAGACUUCCAAACCAGGAGUUAAGGUCAAGUGGUUGAAGGACGGCGAAGAUAUAACCUUGGAUGAGCGUUUUAAGGUCAUUUCAGAUGGAACAGUUCAAAGGCUUAUCAUCCCAGACGCUACUGUGGACGAUGAAGCUCAGUACACAUGCGCUGUGGGAGACAAGACAACACAGGCUGUUCUCCUUAUUGAAGAAUCGCCUCUGGAAUUCUUGAAGCCACUGAAGGACACGAAGUGUAUUGAAGACGAGUCUGUUACACUAGAAUGUGAAGUUUCCAAACCAGAUUUGCCAGCCAAAUGGCAGAAGGAUGGAAAAGCACUUGUCCCGUCGGAUAGAGUCAAGAUUAUUGUGGAUGGACCUGUCCAUCGUCUUGUGAUCACAUCAGCGACUCUGGACGAUGAAGCUCAAUACAGGUGCAAUGUGGAAGGAAAGUUCACAACCGCCGAGCUAUUGGUGGAUGAAGCUGAGCUAGUGUUUGAAACUCCGCUGAAGGACCUGACUGUUCCCGAAAACGACACGACACUCCUCGAAUGUCGCCUCAACAAACCAGCCGUGAGAGUGAAGUGGCUUCAAGAUGGUGAGGAAAUCAUCCCUGAUGACCGUACCAAAAUGAUCUCUGACGGCAACACCCUGAAACUCAUCCGCGAGAAUACCAAGAUGGCCGACAAAGGUCAAUACACCGUUGCCAUUGACGACUUAAAAAGCUCUGCUGAUCUAACCGUAACAGGGGAGGAACUAGUGAUUCUCGUACCUUUACGUGAUAUCACUGUAUCUGAGAAGGAGAGCGCUGUAUUCGAAUGCGAAGUAUCCAUCGCUGGACUUUCUGCCACAUGGUACCAAGGGGAACGCGAGGUCACGCCUGAUUUCGGCUACGACGUUUUCUCCGAGGGCAAAUAUCAUGAGCUUGUCAUAGACAAGACGGAAUGCUCCGAUUCUGGCUUUAUCACCGUCAAAAUUGGCAAUAAAGAAUCCACUUCUAUGUUAACUGUGAAAGAGCUUCCUCUGAAGAUUUUGGAACCUCUGUGCGACCUUGAGAUAUUUGAAGGUCAACCAGUCACUCUCCGGUGUGAAGUCAGCAAACCCAACAUCCAGUCAAAAUGGCUGAAAAACGGAAAGGCAGUCAGUCCCUCUGAUCACGUGACCAUUUCCGUAGAAAACGGAAACCACACCCUGACGAUUCCAUCUGCCAUCUUGGACGAUACAGCCGAGUAUACGUGCACUCUGGCUGACUUGAAGACAUCAGCUAAGCUCGCUGUCAAAGAAGAGCCUUUUGAUUUCACCAAACCCUUGGAAGACAUUGAGGUCAUGGAAGGACUGACAGCUACCCUCGAAUGCGAAGUCUCCAAACCCAACAUGGCCGCCGAGUGGUACAAAGAUGGCGUGCGCCUCCAAGAUGGCGGCCGCUACAAGAUUCUCAUGGAUGGUGUCCGACAUGUCCUCCAGAUUGAAGAUGUGGAAUACGAGGAUGAGGCUGAAUACAACGUCAAGAUCGCUGACAAAUCCUCAAUGGCCACUCUCCUUGUUGAAGAAGGAGCCAUAGACUUCAUCCGGCCAUUGGAAGACGUGACCUUGACCGAGGUACCCUCGACCGCCGUGUUUGAAUGUGAGGUAUCUCUGGAGAACGUCCAUUCCAAAUGGUACAAGGCCAACAAGCCACUCUCUCCUGGAGACAAAUACGAGAUGGUUGUCGAGGGGCGUGUCCAUCGCCUUCUAAUUCACGACGCUACAGCCAAUGACGAAACAGGGUACAGCAUCGUUGCUAGAGGCAAGAAAUCUGCGGCUGAGCUGUUUGUUGAAGCCCCACCACAGAUCUACUUGGAAGACAAGUUCAAGGACACUGUCUACGUCAAGGCAGGACAAUCAUACGCCUUUGAAAUUCCCUUCACGGCCAAUCCUCAGCCAAAGGUUACCUGGGGAUUUAACGACGGUCCUCUGAGAGAUGAAACCAGAAUGGACGUGGAUACAAUCUACAACAUGACCACCCUCAGACUGACCAAAGCUGAGAGAGGAGACACAGGCGAACUUAAUCUCACCAUCGAGAACCCCAACGGCAAAAUCACCAUCAAUAUUAACCUUGUUGUCUUAGACAAGCCCGAUGCUCCACAAGACCUGGAGGUCACUGAUGUGUCUGCGGAGGCGAUUGGCCUGCGUUGGUUACCCCCUGCGGAUGACGGCGGUGGAGAAAUCCUCAGGUAUAUCGUGGAGAAACGUGACGCCACGCGGCGAAGCUGGCAGAAGGUCGGAGAAACCAAUAAUCUGGAAAUCACGGCCGACAAGUUGGUGGAAGGAAACCAAUACUUCUUCAGAGUGUUCGCUGAGAAUGAGUACGGUGCCAGUGAACCAGUCGAGCUCGCUGAACCGGUCACCGCAAAGAACCAGUUUGUGGAGCCCGAUGCUCCAGACGCACCGGAAAUCACCGACAUUUUCCACGACUCCGCCAUGGUUACUUGGCAACCACCAGAGAAUGAUGGUGGCUCACCUGUGAUUGGCUACUAUCUGGAACGGAAGUCCUCAUACAGCCCACGCUGGGUGAAGGCAGACAAAGACCUGAUCCCUGAGACGAGUUUCAAGGCCAAGGACCUGAUAGAAGAUAACGAGUAUGAAUUCCGUGUGAUCGCUGAGAACAAGGCUGGUCUGAGCAAGCCCAGUCCUCCCUCAAAACCAUUCACUGCCAAAGACCCAUGGGACAAGCCCGGUCGCCCAGCACCACCUCACGUGACCGUGAACGACGAUUGUUCCGCAUCAUUGACUUGGUCACCGCCACAAGAUGACGGCGGAAGCCCCAUCACUAACUACAACGUAGAGUAUCGCCGAGCCGGAUCACGUGCCUGGACGAAAGCCAAUGAGAACAUCGCACUGCCGGACUGUAGCUUCACGGUGAAGGGUCUGCAGGAAGGGGCGGAGUUUGAAUUCCGUGUCAGCGCUGAUAACAGGGCGGGCACUGGUGACGCCUCCGAACCCACUCAGCCAAUCAAAAUUGAAAAACCCACAGAACCUUUGGAAUUCGUGCGACCUCUAGAGGACAUUGAUGUCAUGGAGGGUGAACCCGCCUCUCUGGAAUGUGAAGUCAACAAACCAAAUAUGACGGCUCAGUGGCUCAAAGACGAUGUGCCGAUCAAAGAUGGCGGGCGUUACAAGAUGAUUGUUGACGGAUGUAAACACGUCCUGGAAAUCGAAGAAGUCGAGUAUGAUGACGAGGCGGACUACACCGUCAAGAUUGCUGAUAAGACAUCCAUGGCCACACUGAUGGUUGAUGAAGAAGGAAUCACAUUCGUUCGCCCACUAGAAGACGUUGACAUCGAACAGUUGCCGGCUGAUGCCGUAUUUGAGUGUGAAGUCUCGCUUGAAAACGUCCCUGCCAAAUGGUACAAGGCCAAUAAACCACUCAAAGCAGGAGACAAAUACGAGAUGAUCGUGGACGGCUGUGUCCAUCGUCUCAUCAUACAUGACGUGAACUCCAACGACGAGACUGAAUACAGUAUUGUGGCGAGAGGCAAGAAGUCAGCAGCAGAACUCUUUAUUGAAGCUCCGCCUCACAUUUACCUCGAAGAUAAAUUUAAAGAGACCGUCUACGUCAAAGCUGGACAGUCCUACGCCUUCGAGAUCCCGUUCAACGCUAAUCCUCAGCCAACAGUUACCUGGGGAUUUAACAACGGCCCUCUGAGGGACGAGGCCAGAAUGGACGUGGACACAAUCUACAACAUGACCACCCUCAGACUGACCAAAGCUGAGAGAGGAGACACAGGCGAACUGAAUCUCACCAUCGAGAAUCCCAACGGCAAAAUCACCAUCAAUAUUAACCUUGUCGUUCUGGACAAACCGGAUGCCCCGACUGACCUUGAGGUCACGAACGUAUCCGCGGAAGCGAUUGGCCUACGCUGGCUGCCACCAGAAAACAAUGGUGGUGGAGAAAUUCUCCAGUACAUUGUGGAAAAACGCGACGCCACACGACGCAGCUGGCAGAAGGUCGGAGAAACCGAGAACUUGGAGAUAGUGGCUGACAAUCUUGUGGAAGGAUGCCAGUAUCUUUUCCGGGUAUUCGCGGAAAACAAAUAUGGAGUCAGUGAACCUGUGGAGCUGGCUGAGCCAGUUACAGCAAAGAACCAGUUUGGAGUCCCAGACGCCCCAGAUGCUCCCGAAGUUACCGACAUUUUCCACGACUCCGCCCUGCUUACCUGGCAACCACCGAAAAGCGAUGGCGGCUCGCCUGUGAUUGGCUACUACGUGGAAAGGAAGUCCUCGUUCAGUCCUCGCUGGGUGAAGGCAGACAAGGAACGAGUCCCAGAGACCAGUUUGAAGACCAAAGAUCUGAUUGAAGAGAAUGAGUACGAGUUUAGAGUCAUCGCUGAGAAUAAAGCUGGUCUUAGUGAGCCGAGUCCUCCCUCAAAACCAUUCACAGCCAAAGACCCAUGGGACAAACCCGGCCCGCCAGGUGUCCCCACUGUGGCCGGCAUGGACAACACGUCCGUGGCGUUACGUUGGGCCUCGCCUGAAGAUGACGGCGGAUGUCCGGUGUCCAACUACAACGUGGAGUAUCGCCGUGUGGGAUCGCGCACGUGGACCAAGGCCAAUGAGAACAUCGCUGUACCAGACUGUAACUACACCGUCAAGGGACUGAAGGAAGACGCGGAGUACGAGUUCCGGGUUAGUGCUGAUAACAAGGCCGGGACUGGACAACCCUCCGAAAUCACAGAACCAAUCAAAAUCAAGGAACCUGUUGAGGGUAUCCCACCAGAGUUACUGGAGCCUAUGCAAGACAUCACUGUUGUUGAACCCAACGAUGCCAUCUUGGAAUGCGACAUUGAUGCCGGAGAACCGGAAGCUGAGAUCACAUGGUACAAGGGCACAAAGACGAUCAAGAAAAGUCCUAAGUAUGAGAUGAGCUACGAGGACGAUGUAGCAGCUCUAGUCAUCCAUAAGACAGAGCCUGCUGACGCAGGGUUGUACCAGUGUGAGGCAGCUAACGUGCUGGGACGGGUGCAGACCGAGGGAACACUCGCUGUCCACACCCAUCCAACACUGGAGUACGAAAACAAACUGAAGAGCGCACAGGUGCUUAAAGUAGGCUCCACUCUAACACUCCACGUGAACGUCAGUGGCAUCCCGAACCCAGAGAUUAUGUGGUGCCUGGACGAGGAACCCCUGGAGAAAUCUGAGCGUGUCUCCAUAGAAACCAACGACAAGUACAGCACGGUGACGGUGAAGAACGCCACCCUGGACGACACGGGUCUAUAUUCCAUCAGCGCCCAGAACGUGGUCGGGGAAGCCAGGGCUGAGUUUGACGUCACUGUUAGAGAUAAACCUUCAAAACCAAACAACCUCCAGAUCGUGGAAGUCUACAAAGACUCCGUGGUGUUGUCAUGGGAGCCACCGGCCAGCAACGGAGGCGUGGACAUCACAAACUACGUUAUCGAGAAGCGUGACACAAAAAGGAACACGUGGUCUCACGUGGCGACAAUUGACAGCGCUAACUGCACCCAUUCUGUCCAGAAACUUCUCGAAGGCAACGAGUACUUCUUCCGUGUGUCGGCGGAGAAUGAAGUGGGUGUCGGAGAACCGGCCGAACUCUUCGAAGGCACCAUCGCCAAGAGUCCAUUCAACGAACCUGGUUCACCUUUGAACAUCCAGGUGGCGGAGGUGACGGACAAAUAUGUGACGCUCACCUGGGAUGCUCCUCAGAGCGAUGGCGGGUCUCCUAUCACCGGAUACGUGGUGGAGAAGAGACAAAGCCACUCCCCGCGCUGGGUGAAGGCCAGUAAGACCCCGGUGAUUGACAGGACGUUCACACUACCAGACCUGAUUGAGAAUAAUGACUAUGAGUUCCGUGUGUCAGCAGAGAACCAGGCGGGCAUUGGCUCACCUUCAGAGCCCACGCCCUCUGUUAAGGUCAAAUUCCCAUUCGAUGUGCCAUCGGCUCCUAGCAAACCGGAAGUGAGUGAUGUAACCAAAGAUUCCGCCGUGUUGACGUGGAAUGCCCCUGACAAAGAUGGCGGGAGUCCAGUGACAAACUACGUUAUCGAGAUGAAACCAUCGGGCACUUACAAAUGGCUGCCCGUAUCUCAAGACGAAGGUAUCAUUGACAGCAGCUUUAAGGUCAAAGACCUGAUAGAAGGCACAGAAUACGAAUUCCGAGUCGCGGCCAAGAACAAAGCUGGCCUCAGCCAACCAUCAGCCGCGUCACAACCGAUCAUUGCCAGGGAGCCAAUCGUUGGAGAUGCACCGGAAGUUAUGGAGGAGAUACCGGCCGUGGCUGCCGAUCUUGAAAAGGAUGCAGUUCUGCGAUGUAAAAUCGCCGGAGAGCCGGAACCAACAAUUAAAUGGUACAAGGACAAACGUGAGCUGCCCGAGGGUAAGAGGUACUCCAUGUCUUACGACGGUGAGGAAGCGACGCUGAAGAUCCGUGAUGUCAUGGAGAAAGACUCGGGAGAGUACACGUGUGAGGCGACUAACGCCCUUGGCAGUGUGGCCACAGUCGGAAAGCUCACCAUACAGGCUGAACCUCACUUAAGCUUUGACAACAAAUUCAAAGAUGUGGUCAGUCUGGAGGCGGGAACAAACUUGCGCAUCCCCGUCAAAGUGAGCGGUAUUCCCCCUCCAGAUGUAACGUGGACCAAAGACGACAAACCCCUCAAGAUUGGAGAAAGGGUUGCCGUAGAUACAACAGACUCUGGAACGACCUUGACCAUCAAGAAGGUCACACCAUCAGAUGAUGGCCUGUACGCGGUGAAAGCUGAAAAUGAUGCUGGAACUGCUGUGGCAGACUUCGAUGUGGAAGUUCUAGAUGUCCCAGGCAAGCCCGAAGCUCCUAUUAGAGUAUCGGACAUAAACAGAGACGUCAUGACCGUACACUGGAAUCCGCCGAAGGAGACUGGUGGGGCGCCACUCAAGUCUUACACCAUUGAGCGUCGUGACACCAAGAGGGCAUCCUGGGUGAGAGCUGGCAAGGUCAACGGGGACGUCACCAGUUUGAAGGUCACAGGAUUGACGGAAGGUGGAGAGUAUAGCUUCCGAGUCUGCGCCGAAAACAACGUUGGAUUGGGCGAGUUUUUGGAGUCGUCAGAGACUUACAUCGCCGAAAGUCCCUUCGGCAAACCUUCAGCUCCCGUUGGACCACUCGAAGUCACUGAUAUUAUCGAAGAUGGGGUCACGUUGGCAUGGCAACCACCGGAAUCGGACGGUGGAUCGCCUAUCAAUGGGUACCUCAUCGAGAAAUACGACACGAAGAAAAUGAAGUGGACUAAAGUGGCGGACGUGGAUGAGAACACGUUGAGAUAUGACGUCCGUAAACUCAUCGAGGGCACGGGAUACCGCUUCCGAGUGUCCGCCGUUAACGACGAAGGUCAAGGUGAACCGCUGGAGACGGAGUCAGUGGUCAAACCCGAGGCUCCACCAGAACCACCCAGCAAACCGACAGGACCAAUCAAAUCUAAAAUCGUCUCCGGAGAUUCCGUGGAGUUGUCCUGGUCACCCCCGAAGAAAGAUGGCGGACGCCCUCUGACAUCAUACGAAAUACAGAUCUUAGACGAUACCAAGACAUGGCGUUCCUUAGCAACGACUGAAGCCAAUGUUGUAUCAUACAGAGUAAAAGAUCUUGAAGAAGGGAAGACGUACUUCUUCAGUGUAAUGGCUCUUAAUGAAGUGGGAGCUAGCGAACCUCUCACCUCAGACGCCAUCACUCCUGAAACUCCCAUUGAUAUCCCAGCUGCGCCCACUGGUCCUCUGGAAGUCUCUGACAUCCAAAAGGAAUCACUGGUGUUGUCAUGGCAACCUCCGGCAGAUGAUGGCGGUUCCCCCGUCACGCAGUACGUCAUCGAGAAACGUGACGCAAAGCGUACGUCAUGGACCAAGGUGGACACGGUGGAUUCAGAGGUCAGGCAGUACCUGGUUAAGAACCUGAUAGAGGGUGGCCAAUACGUGUUUCCGCGUGGCGAUGCCCCAGACAAACCAGUGGGACCGUUGAAGAUCAGCGACGUCACGGACAACUCUGCCACUCUCAGCUGGGAAGCUCCAGAAGAUGACGGAGGAUUACCUCUCACAGGUUACCUUGUGGAGAUGCGACCUUCAACCCGCUCCUCUUGGAUGAAGGCAGGCUCACUGGAACCCACAGACACGACCUUCACCGUCCUUGACCUAUUGGAAGGAACCGAAUACUACUUCCGGGUCACGGCUAUUAAUGACGAGGGCCACAGCGAACCUCUGGAGUCUAAAGACACCGCCAAACCCAAGAAGAAAAUAGUUCCACCCGAGGCCCCAUCUUUCCUGCGAACCACCAAAGUUGGACAAGAUUUCGUCACUCUGGAAUGGAAAGCGCCGUCCCAUGACGGUGGAUCCAAAAUCACCGGCUACAUGGUGGAAAAAUGCGAAGCCACAUCUGACAAAUGGAUGAAGGUCAAAUCUUUGAAGCCUUAUGACACCACUCUCAAGGUCACUGAUCUGAAGGAAAAUGUUGGCUACUUCUUUGCGGUUUCGGCUGAGAAUGAAGCUGGCAUGAGCAAACCAUGUGAAACAGAUUCCCCUGUUACGCCCAAACGUCCAGCAGGUCCGCCCAGUGCACCGACAGGACCAAUUACCGUGAAGGAGGUGGAUCGUAACUCGGUCACCUUCGAAUGGGAGGAGCCAGAGGACGACGGAGGUUCCCCCGUGACACACUACGUCAUCGAAAAACGUGAUGCCAAACGCACCAUGUGGUCGCAGUGUGAGAAAAUUGACAGCUCUGAAACAUCGUAUACGGCUAAGAAUCUUCUGGAGGGCAACGAAUAUCUGUUCAGAGUCAUCGCUGAGAAUGCCAAGGGCAAAGGUGAACCUCUAGAAAUGGAGGAGCCCGUACAGCCCCGCAGCCCAUAUGAUGCCCCAGACAAACCAGUGGGACCGUUGAAGAUCAGCGACGUCACGGACAACUCUGCCACUCUCAGCUGGGAAGCUCCAGAAGAUGACGGAGGAUUACCUCUCACAGGCUACCUUGUGGAGAUGCGACCUUCAACCCGCUCCUCUUGGAUGAAGGCAGGCUCACUGGAACCCACAGACACGACCUUCACCGUCCUUGACCUCUUGGAAGGAACUGAAUACUACUUCCGGGUUACGGCCUUAAAUGAAGAAGGUCAUAGUGAACCACUGGAAUCCAAGGACACCGCAAAACCAAAGAAGGCUAUUGUUCCACCCGAUUCGCCCACGAAUUUGAAAGUCACCAAAAUUGGAAAGGACUUCGUGGAAUUGGAAUGGAAAGCCCCACACAAAGAUGGUGGCGCCAAGAUCACAGGUUAUAUGAUCGAGAAGUGCGAGGAGACUUCAGAAGCCUGGAUCAAAGCCGGAUCUGUGAAAGCAUUCGACACAAACUUCAAAGUCCCAGACCUCAAGGAGAAUGUCGGUUACUUUUUGGCAGUCUCUGCCAAGAAUGAAGCCGGCUUGAGCAAACCUUGUGAGCUGGAGUCACCGGUAACACCAAAAAGACCUGCAGGCCCACCCUCCAAACCAUCUGGACCAAUCGCCGUCAAGGAUCUUGACAGGAACUCUGUGACGAUCGAAUGGAAAGCCCCCAAAGAUGACGGUGGAUCACCAGUAUCGCGUUACAUCAUUGAGAAGCGAGACGCCAAGCGGUCACUCUGGUCACCUGUUGGCAAAGUGGACAGUGACACGUUCUCUUGUAAGGCCACUGACCUCACGGAGGGGACGGACUACGUCUUCCGAGUGAUUGCCGAAAAUGCCAAAGGUGCUGGAGACGCCCUGGAAAUGGAGGGUACCGUUCAACCUAGAAGUCCUUACGAUACUCCAAGUCAACCAGUCGGACCAAUAGAAUUCACAGAAUUAACCGACCAGUCCGUCACGUUGUCAUGGAAUCCACCUGAAGACGAUGGCGGGGUUCCCAUCACAGCUUAUAUUAUCGAGCAUCGUGACAUCCGCAGAUCCACGUGGAUGAAGUCCGGAUCCGUCGGUCCAGAUGUCACAUCCUUCAAGGCCGCCAAUCUCGUGGAAGGUAAUGAGUACUACUUCCGGGUCACGGCUGUCAACGACGAAGGUCAAGGGGAGUGGCUAGAGUCCAAGGAAAUCAUCAAGCCUGAGCGAGAGCUUUCUGCUCCUGAAGCCCCGGCCGGAAUGAAGAUUCUGGAAAUCGGGAAAGACAGUGUGACUCUUCAGUGGCAGGCGCCUGAGGACGACGGAGGGUCAAAAGUCACGGCCUACCACAUCCGGAAGCGCCGGGAAGGUUCAGAGGAAUGGGAAGACGUGGCAAUGACCAAGGCGUACGAAAUGCGCUGUACCAUUCCAGAUCUGAAAGAAAACACCGGUUACUACUUUAGCAUAACGGCUGAGAAUAAAUUGGGAGAAGGAGAUACAUUGGAAACUGAAUCUCCCAUCAGUCCCGAAAAACCACUAGAAAAACCAUCUGCUCCUGUUGGACCAAUAACAUUCACCAACAUACUAAGAGAUUCGCUGACGUUGUCCUGGAAACCCAGCGACAAAGAUGGCGGCUCUCCGGUGAUUGGUUACGUCAUUGAGCGACGCGAAGCAUGGAAGAGCUCGUGGUCUCCCGUGACAACGGUAAAACCAGACAUUACCAGUUACUGUGUGCAGAACCUUAAGGAAGGCCAAGAGUACAUCUUCCGUGUGAUCGCUAAGAAUUUAGUUGGACUCUCAGCUCCACUCGAGUCUGACAGCGUAACGCCAAAGAGUCCUUACGAUGUGCCGUCAGCACCCGAGGGGCCCAUUGUCACCAGUGAUCUCACAGCGACCUCUGUUGUCAUCGCAUGGAAAACACCUCUCAACGAUGGUGGCUUGCCCGUUACUGGCUACGUCAUCGAGAAACGCGACAAGAAACGACCGACGUGGGUCAAGGUUGAGAAGGUCAACCCGGACAUCCUGACCUACUGCGUCCAAAACCUGACCACCGGAAGUGAUUACUACUUCCGUGUGUUUGCUGAAAACGACGAAGGUUUGAGUCCUCCAUUAGAGAUGGAUCAACCCGUCACGCCCAAAAGACCACCAGAGUUACCAAGCCCCCCAGAGAGCCUCAAAGUGUUUGACGUCCAGGUCACUACUGCGGUUCUCCAGUGGCAGCCACCGAGAGACGAUGGCGGGUCUGAGAUUCUUCACUACAUCAUUGAGGACAGCGUCAACCGACAAGACUUCGUCAGAAUUGCCAAAGUGGAAGGUUUCUCCACCAAGUUCAAGGCCAAAGAUCUUGAAGAAGGCAAAGAGCAUGUCUUCCGCGUUUCUGCUGUGAAUGAGAUCGGCGCAAGCCAAGUAAUCACGGCUGAGCCGGUGACGCCAAUGAAACCGUUGGAGAAACCCAGCAAACCUACCGGUCCAAUCGAAAUAGUUGACGUUCAGAGGGACUCGAUCACAGUCCAUUGGAAUCCCCCGAAACACGACGGUGGUUCUCCGUUAACCGCCUACGUUUUGGAGAAAAGAGACGCCAAGAGAACAAUGUGGUCCAAAGUGGACCGCAUUGGCCCCAAGGACACUAAAUACACUUUUGAUGGACUCACAGAAGGAUGCGAGUAUUACUUCAAAGUUUCCGCGGAAAACAAAAUCGGCCUCAGUGAGCCUUUGGAAACUGCUUCUCACACCAAGGCAAAGAGUCCAUUUAAUGUACCUUCAUCCCCUAUUGGCCCGCUUUCCAUCGCGGACGUCACAGAAGACUCUUGUGAGCUGACAUGGAAACCUCCAGAAUCUGACGGUGGUACCCCUCUUACGAAGUACAUCGUGGAAAUGCGUGAGACACGCCGUAGUGCGUGGGGAAGAGUGGCCGAAGUGAAGCCAACCACCACACACUGCUGCGUUCCGAGCCUCAUCGUGGACAAUGAGUACGUAUUCCGAGUGACGGCGGUCAACGCUGAGGGGGAGAGCGAGCCGCUCGUGUCCACCGAUGUCGCCGCGCCCAAAAAGAAAUUGGAACUCCCCGGCCCGCCGGCUCACGUGCGUAUCAACAAAGUUGGCAAAGACAACGUCACCAUUGAGUGGGGAAUCCCCAACAAAGAUGGCGGAGCCAAACUCAUAGGCUAUCAAAUUUUCAAGAUGGCCGACGACAGUGAGUUGUGGGAACAAGUGGCCAAAGUGAAGCCGUUUGACAGUUACUACACAAUCCCGGAUUUGAAGAUCGGCAAAGGAUAUUACUUUGCUGUAGCCGCCGAAAAUGAAAUUGGCGUCGGCAAGAAAUGUGAGACGGAGUCACUGGUCAAACCAAAGAAACCACUAGAAAAACCAUCCGCACCGGAGGGCCCACUUAAGGCUACUGAUGUGCAGAAAGACAGCAUCACGUUGUCAUGGCAACCCAGCGACUCGGACGGCGGCUCACCAAUCACCACUUACGUCAUCGAAAAACGUGAAUCGUGGAAGACCACGUGGUCUCCGGCAGGUAAAGUCCUACCUGACGAAGAGCUGACGAUCACGGUGCCAAAUCUGAAACUGGAACAGGACUAUUUCUUCCGGGUAAUGGCCGAAAAUGUGGUGGGAUUAUCACCAGCCCUCGAGACAGAGAAAGGCUUAGCUCCCAAGAGUCCAUUUAAUCCGCCCUCGGCACCGGAAGGACCCAUCCAGAUCACGGACCUGAACGAGAACUCUGCCGUCAUCACCUGGAAGCCACCGCUUGAUAACGGAGGACUGGACCUUACAGGUUACGCUGUAGAACGUCGUGACCGGAAAUGGUCAAGCUGGAUGAAGGUUCAGAAACUAGACUCGGAAACGUUGACCCUCACCAUCGACAAUCUCAUCGAAGGUAACGAGUACCUCUUCCGAGUUUUCGCGGAGAAUCCCGAAGGUCGAAGCCAGCCGCUGGAAAUGGACGACGCCGUCGUGCCGAGGAGAAAGGCCGAAGCACCGUCCGCUCCAGUCGGGCCAAUCAGAUUCAAUAACGUCGAGCCGUCGACGGUAACGUUCGAUUGGCUGCCACCGAACGAUGACGGAGGCGCCGAACUGGAAAACUACACUAUCGAGAUGGCGAAACCCAAGGAAGAGUUCAAACAGAUCGGAAAGGUCCAAGGCAACAUUACCCGGUACCGCGCUAAAGACUUAGAAGAAGGUUCCAAGUAUACAUUCCGUGUACGUGCUGUUAAUCGAGCUGGAACGAGCGAGCCUUUGGAGUCCGAAGCCGUCAUUGCCAGAAAACCACCAGAGCCACCCUCCAAACCACAGGGCCCGCUAAAAGUUCUAGAAACUCAGCGCACCUCUGCCACCAUAGAAUGGCAGCCACCGAAACAUGAUGGCGGACUUCCGCUCACGCAUUACAUCUUGGAGAAACGCGAGGCGCUGCGGACACUGUGGAACAAGGUGGAGAAAGUGGACGCGAGUACACUACAGCACACCGUGGCCCACCUGACAGAGGGCAAUGAGUACUACUUCCGGGUCAUGGCCGAAAACGAGGCCGGAGUUGGCCCAGCUUUAGAGAUGGACUACCCAGUGAUGGUGAAGAGCCCGUACGAAAAACCGUCGGCACCAGUGGGCCCUCUUGUCAUUAGUGACGUAACAGAAGACUCUUGUGAACUGGAAUGGAAGGCGCCAGAAAGCGAUGGCGGUCUCCCCAUCACCGCGUACUGCGUGGAGAUGAGAGAGGUUCGUCGCAGCGCCUGGACAAAGUGUGCCGAGAUCAAACCGACGCACGCGCGCUGUCACGUUAGCGGCAUGUUGACCGACAACGAAUACAUGUUCCGUGUCUCAGCCAUUAACGAGGAAGGUCAAGGACCCUAUCUCAACUCCGUGGAUUCAGCAAAACCAAAGAAACCAGUCUCCGUGCCUAAAGCCCCCGAAUCGGUCAAGAUCACGGAGAUCGGACAGGACAAUGCCUCCCUGGAAUGGCGGCCACCGCUAGAUGACGGCGGAUCUCGCGUCACACGUUACAUCAUUGAGAAGAUGCGUGACAACGCGGACGGCUGGACCAAAGUGGCGACAGUUGAUGCCUACAAGACCCAUUAUGACGUUCCUGACCUCGAGGAAGGUAAAGGUUACUACUUCUCUGUCAGCGCCGAGAACGAGGCCGGCGUCGGAAAACGAUGUGAGACGGAAAAACCAGCCCGACCGAAGCGCCCUCUGGCCAAACCAUCACCUCCUGUUGGACCUGUCGAGGUAUCUGACAUACAGCGAGCUUCCGUGAAGUUGUCAUGGAAACCAUGUCAGAAUGAUGGCGGUGCACCUGUCACUUCCUACACCGUGGAAAAGAGAGAAUCGUGGAAAUCCAAUUUCUCCUUCGUGGAGAAGAUCUCCAUACCAAAUACGUCUUGUACCAUACCCUUCCUGAAGGAAGGUCAAGAAUACUAUGCCAGAAUUCUGGCAGAGAACUCUGUGGGCUUGUCCAAGCCUCUGGAAUCUGACAGCUUCGUACCCAAGAGCCCAUACAAUCCACCCUCACCGCCGCAGAACCUCACUGUUACCGAGACCACAGCUGACAGCAUUACUGUCCAAUGGAAACCGCCUGCCGAUGAUGGCGGACUUCCGCUACGAGGCUACAUCGUGGAGCGGCGCGAGAAGCGUCGCGCAGCCUGGAUGAAGAUUGCCAGCGUCAAACCAACGACGUUGUCGUACCAACUGGAAAACCUAACGGAGGGCAAUGAGUACAUGAUUCACGUGAUUGCUGAGAACGACGAAGGUCAAAGUGCACCUGCGGAAACCGCGGAGGCCGUUAGACCCGAACGUGAACCAGGUGUUCCAGAGCGCCCAAUGUCGCCGUUACGCGUCAGUAACGUCACCGCCAAUAGCGUAACACUGGACUGGCUGCCUCCCAGAGACAACGGCGGUGCGCCCAUCACAGGCUACAAGAUCGAAAUGUCUUCUGACGAGGAGGCCUGGACGAACCUGGCUUUGCUCGAAGGGGAGGGAACUCAGCUACGAGUAGCUGACCUGGAACAGGGACGCCCUUACUAUUUCAGGGUGGCUGCUAUGAAUAAAGUGGGCACAGGCAAACCGAUAGAAUCGGACAGAGUUGUUCCAAAACGACCUGUUGGUCCCCCUGGUACUCCGAUUGGCCCAAUCGCUGUUACCAAUGUCACCAGAGACUCCGCCUCCUUGGAAUGGGAGGUGCCAGAAGACGACGGCGGGUCUCCACUGACCGCGUAUGUCGUGGAAAAGCGCGACGCCAAUCGCACGAGCUGGCAGAGGGUGGACAAAAUCUCCGACACUCUCACUUCGAUCAACUGCCGUAACCUGUCUGACGGCUGUGAAUACUUCUUUAGGGUGUUUGCUGUCAACAAAGCCGGCAGCAGCGAACCUCUCGAAAUGGACAAACCCGUACUGAUUAAGAGCCCGUACGAUGUUCCUGGUCCUCCGAAAGGACCGCUCAGAAUCUCCCGUAUCACCGAGGACUCUGUGGAUCUGGAAUGGGAACCCCCAGAGAAAGAUGGCGGAAUACCUAUCCUGAAAUACGUGAUCGAGAUCCGAGAGUCCCGCCGCAGCACUUGGGGACGGGCUGGCAUUACAGACGGCAUGACCACGCGAUUUACACCGCGAAAUCUAGUCGUCGACAACGAAUAUUUCUUCCGCAUCCGAGCAGUGAAUGAAGAAGGAGAAGGACCGCCUCUUGAGAGUUUGGAAGGUGUAAUACCUGUCAUCAAAAUAGAGCCACCUACAGCACCCGUUUACGUCAGAGUGUCGAAAGUAAACGCCGACAAAUGCAACUUGGAAUGGAAAUCUCCAAUGAGUGACGGUGGGUCGAGAGUGAAGCGCUACAUCCUUCAGAUGAAGGAGGACCGAGCAUCCAGUCCCUGGCAGGAUAUUGGUUCCGUGGAAUCCUACCGCAACACGUUUACGGCGAAGGAUUUGGAACCUGGCAAGAACUACCUGUUCGCUGUGUCGGCUGAGAAUGACGCUGGUGUCAGCGAACCAACAGUGACAGAGAAACCAGUGUCACCAAGGAAACCACUGGCUGCACCAUCUCGACCUGUCGGACCGCUCAUGUUCAGUGACAUCCUUAAGGAUUCCGUGACCGUUGCUUGGCAACCAAGUAAAGAAGAUGGCGGCUCGCCGAUCACGGGUUACGUAGUUGAAAAGAAGGAACAGUGGAAGUCCAGCUGGCUCUACGUGGACAAAGUCCGCCCUAGUCACACUAGUCUCACGGUGCAACACCUAUUGGAGGGGACAGAGUACAAGCUUCGAGUCCUGGCCGAGAACGCCGUUGGUACUUCCGAACCUCUUGAAGGAGAUACGGCAAUUGUUCCCAAGAGUCCAUACAACAAACCCGGUGUUCCUGUUGGACCGCUGGAAAUCUCAGACGUCGACUCCACAUCAGCGACAAUCAGCUGGAAACCACCGACAGACGACGGCGGACUACCCAUCAAGCGCUACGUCAUUGAACGACGUGACGCCAAACGCUUCGCCUGGAUGAAAGUGGGAACGUCAAAACCACACUCUACCUCGUUCACCGUAGACGGGCUCCGUGAAGGUAACGACUACUUCUUCCACGUCAUGGCUGAAAAUGACGAAGGUGUGGGUGAACCUCUGGAACACCUGGAGCCGGUUACGCCAAGGAAAGCGCCAGAACGACCUGGACCAAUCACAGGUCGACUUAGAGCCAGCAAAGUGACGGCAAACUCAGUGACACUAGACUGGACUCCACCAAUGGAAACCGGCGGAUCACGUCUUUCAGGCUACCUUAUCGAGGGAUGGAACAAGAAAUCUGACUGGUUCAAACUGGACGAGAUCGAUCCAGACAAAAUGCAGUAUGUGGCUCGUAAUUUGGAGGAGGGUGUGGAAUAUGACUUCCGUAUCAGUGCCAAGAACGCCGUGGGCAUAAGCAAAUCCGUCUCCCUGGAUAAGACGGUCAGACCCACAAAACCAGCAGAAUCUCCCGGGGCUCCGACUGGUCCCUUGGAAGCAUUAGACGUGAACAAGACGUCCAUGACCUUGAAAUGGAAACCUCCAGCCAAUGAUGGCGGAAGUCCGAUCACGGGUUACAUCAUCGACAAGCUGGACGUGCAGUGGGGAGGAUGGAUGAGAGCUGCGCGUGUCGCUGCCGGCGUUAACGAAUACAACCUUGCCGGCCUCAUUCAAGGUCAUGACUACAACUUCCGGGUUUACGCGGAGAACAAACUCGGCGCCGGAGAUCCAAUUGAAUUGAGGCAUCCAGUCACAGCCAAGAGUCCAUAUGAGCUUCCAUCAUCUCCUCGAGAUCUCAAAGUAACAGAUAUUAACGAAGAUACUGUCGGGCUGGAGUGGUCUCCCCCUGACAACCUAGGCGGUACUGAUCUGCUUGGUUACGUCAUCGAAAAGCGUGACGCAAGCAGGACGCAAUGGGUGAAGAUUGGACAAGUCAAACCCGAACUUAACCGCUACAACGUGAGAAACUUACUUGAAGGACGAGAUUACGUUUUCCGGAUCUUUGCGGAAAAUACGGAGGGGCUGAGUGAACCAACCACACUGAUGUCGCCCGUCAUGCCACAGCGCCCUGUGGAGCCACCAGGUGCUCCCGACAAGCUGGAGAUCUCUAACGUCGGCCGUGACUCGGCAACACUGAGCUGGCGGAAACCACGUUACGACGGCGGCGCUCCGGUACGAGGCUACGUCAUCCAGCAGCGUGACGGCAAAGCGGCGACGUGGUCAGACAUAGGUGACGUCGACGCCUCCACGUACGUGUUUGUCGCCAAAGGUCUCAUCGAAGGAUACGAAUACUAUUACCGGGUCGCUGCUAAGAACAGCGCCGGCUUAGGAGAACCUGUUGAGAACAGAAGGCCAGUUGUCCCGGAACGCCAAAUGGAAAAACCGUCAGCACCUGUGGGCCCGCUUGAAGUGUCCAACAUCACCGACGAGAAACCUGACGUUGUCAUGGUUACCACCGGAGUCUGAUGGCGGAUGUCCCGUUGUCUGGCUUCGUUAUUGAGAAGUGUGACGCCAAACGCGGUUAAAUGGUUACGUGUAGGUCGCGUACGCCCCGAAAUUCUCACUUACAAUGUUGACAACCUAAUCGAAGGUACAGACUACGCAUUCCGAGUCAUGGCGGAGAACGACGUUGGCCUCAGUGCUCCUCUGGAGACAGGAAAAGUCAGUCAUGACCAAGAGUCCGUUCGGCCCGCCAUCCGCACCAAUAGGACCUAUCAAAACCAUCCAUAUGACCAGAGACACAGCGACUAUCCAAUGGAAACCACCGACUGACGAUGGCGGUUCACCUAUCACAGGCUACGUUCUUGAGAAGCGCGAAGCGUCCAAGCGUGCCUGGGUGUACUUCGGGCGCACUGACCCAGAAGUCACUACGCACUGCGUCCUGUCACUCAUGGAGGGACACAACUACCACUUCCGGGUGUACGCAGAAAACAAAUAUGGCCGAAGUGAGCCACUGGACACGGAGACAGCGAUCACACCAAAGAAGAUAUUCGAAUUUGCAGCUGCUGAAAGCUCCUGGAUCAAAGAGACUAACAUAGUGCCGACAAUUAACGUGUACACUGUACAGAACAUUGCUUGGUUUGAGUACAUCUACCGUGUGUAUGCAGAUAACCCACUGACUACCAUAUGGGGACACCAUCGACUUAACCUCUAUCGAAGGACGCUUCUAAACACGUCUCAGACCUAAAUAUGUCCAGAUGUGUCAUUUUAAACACUUUUAAGCUCAUUUAUACAUAACAGAUCGUAUAGGGAGAAUCGCUCUAAAAAAAUUCGACGGUGACCUGUCAUUGAAAAAAAUUCAUAAGGACAUUAUGCAGUGGCAUGUCCAUCGAAAAAUCAUACUGGAACCUGUCACUGAAAGACACUUUCAGAUAUAUCUGACGUGUUUAAGCGUUUUGAAAUGUGUAUCAGUUUUAAACAUAUAAAGACGUGUAACAUCUUUCAACGUCUAGGUGAAAAAAUAAUGAUGCCAGGGACUAAUGGAAGCAUGGAAUGUGGACUAAUAAAAUGUAACACGACUAUAAUGAGAUGUAACACGGACUAUUGUAAACAUGUAACACGGACUAAUGCCAAAUCGUAACCACGAAAUGUUGACUGAAAACGGUGGAAACCCUUUUUUAUUUAUUCGUGUAUGCUUGUUAAGUUUCAUUGUUGUUUUUUUGUUUUUUUU